CAGUUGCAAGUGUUUCGCGGUGAGCUCAAAACGCUCGCAAUAUUGACUACAACUUGACGAAAGAUCGCGAAAAGUUUCCAACGAAUUAAAGUCAACGAAAUCGUUGAAGUUACUCGCUGGUAAAGUUACUCGCCACAGGAUUAAGUGUAGAAGGUGUUAAGGAUAUUAAAGUGAACAAAAAAAUAAAUAAAUAAAUAAAAUAUUAAAAUAAAAUGUGGCAAAUGUUUAUAAAAAUUGCGCUGCUGUCGCUGCUACUUGAGCAGAAUAUUCGCUGUGAUGCUGCCUCUGUCCUUGGAAACCCCACGAGCAAUGUGCGCCAUUUUCCCCAUGAUUUUUUCUGGGGCGUCGGCUCGUCUUCGUAUCAAAUUGAAGGAGGUUGGAAUGCGGAUGAUAAAGGAGAGUCAAUUUGGGAUUAUCUAACACAUAAAAAUCCUGAAAAGAUUGCCGAUCAAUCCAAUGGCGAUAUAUCUUCCGACAGUUAUCAUCAGUGGCGUCGUGAUGUGCAGAUGGUGAGGGAGUUGCAUGUAACCUCGUAUCGUUUCUCUCUCUCAUGGCCCAGAAUCAUGCCCGGUGGUUAUAUGAACCAUGUUAGCACGGCAGGCAUUAAAUAUUAUAGCAACCUGAUCGAUGAGCUACUCAGAUACAAUAUUACGCCCAUGGUGACCAUCUAUCAUUGGGAGCUGCCUCAGCGAUUGCAGGAAUUGGGAGGCUGGACGAAUCCCGAGAUUAUUCCCGUCUUUAAGGACUUUGCAAGACUGGUGCUCGAGAUGUAUGGAGAUCGUGUCAAGAUCUGGACCACCAUCAAUGAGCCUUGGCAUGUGUGUGAACAUGGUUAUGGAGUAGAUUAUAUGGCACCCUCCUACAAUUUCCCGGGUAUUCCCGCCUAUCUCUGUGGCCACAAUCUCUUGAAGGCUCAUGCGGAUGUGGUGCACAUGUAUCGCAAUGAGUUCCAGCAGCGUCAAGGUGGUCGCAUGGGCAUCACACUGGAUACAUCCUGGCCAGAGCCAAGAGAUCCCGAUUCUGUAGAGGAUCGUGAGGCAUCUGAACGUGCCAUGCAGUUCUAUGUGGGCUGGUUUGCUCAUCCGAUCUUCUCGAAGCAUGGCAACUAUCCCAAAGUAAUGAUCGAACGCAUCAGGAAUCUCAGCAAACAGCAGGGAUUCGGAGACCGUUCCCGUCUGCCCGAAUUCACAUUAGAGGAGAUUCACCAUAUCAAAGGCACCUCCGAUUUCUUUGGCAUCAAUUCGUAUACAAGCAACUUGGUUAACUCCAAUGGCCAUAACAACACUGGCAAGUUUCCCAUACCAUCAUUCAAUCACGACAUGGGCGUUGUCGAGAGUCAAGCUGGCGUGGAUUGGCCCGGCUCGGGAUCUGUCUGGUUAAAGGUCUAUCCUAAGGGCAUGUACAAUCUCUUGAUGUGGAUACAUCGUGAGUACAAUGGACCCGAGAUAAUUGUCACGGAGAAUGGCGUUAGUGAUCGUGGUGGCCUAGAGGAUUACGCCCGCGUAGACUAUUAUAAUCUGUAUUUGUCAGCUGUUCUGGAUGCCAUGGAGGAUGGCGCCAAUGUCAGCGGUUACAUCGCCUGGAGUCUCAUGGACAGCUACGAGUGGAAAGCGGGCUACACGGAGAAGUUCGGCCUCUACCAUGUCGACUUCAGUUCUCCAAAUCGCACACGUACUCCAAAGAUCUCGGCGAUAGUGUUUUCCAACAUCUGCAAGACGAAUACCAUCGACUGGAGCUAUCGACCAAAGUUGGAUGACGAUCAGCUUGUAGUGGCCGCCCGACUGCCCGAAGAGAGUCUAGAGGAGAGUGCAAACUCGGCAGGAAGUCUUAGCUGGAGUCUGACACUUCUGUUGGGCGUUCUGCUGGCGUGGCAGGCCUAAGAGCUGGUGCCACCAGGUGUUGCCAUAUCAAACCCGACUCUUUCCACAUAUUGUUGCAAAGUAUUUUUACUCUUAAUCCCUAAGUUUUUCUAACGAAAUGCUAUUGUAUAUAUAUGUAUAUUUUUAAGAAAAGAACUCAAAAUGAAUAAAAUUUGUUGUGAUAUUUGCGAAAUAAUUAA
Drosophila innubila is the source of this 2059-nucleotide messenger RNA. Its product is annotated as myrosinase 1. Gene Ontology annotation, biological process: carbohydrate metabolic process. The transcript is spliced from 4 exons. The coding region runs from base 213 to 1880 and encodes 555 amino acids. Gene Ontology annotation, molecular function: beta-glucosidase activity. Lineage: Eukaryota; Metazoa; Arthropoda; Insecta; Diptera; Drosophilidae. The record is from RefSeq and is a predicted model, not a curated record.